Molecule: messenger RNA, 3430 nt
Organism: Solea solea (common sole)
Lineage: Eukaryota; Metazoa; Chordata; Actinopteri; Pleuronectiformes; Soleidae
Gene: adora2b
Product: adenosine A2b receptor
Exons: 3
Coding region: 629-1675 (348 amino acids)
Biological process (GO): vasodilation; adenylate cyclase-activating G protein-coupled receptor signaling pathway; G protein-coupled adenosine receptor signaling pathway
Cellular component (GO): membrane
Molecular function (GO): G protein-coupled adenosine receptor activity
Source: RefSeq, a predicted model, not a curated record
ACAAUCAGCCUGACUAAAACCAGAUGCAUGUGUAGUGGGAGUUCUGUGUCUGCUGCUGCUGCUGCUCCUGUUGUUGUCGUGCGUGUUUUUACACACGACACAGCGUUUACAUUACACAGAAAACACGUGGUGGCGUCGUUCGAUGCUGUUUAAUCGGCGCGUAAUUACGCACGGUGGACCAGUGACACUCGCCCGGGAUUCCACCAUUUAUCCGCCACUGUCUGUGUGUGUGUGUGUGUGUGUGUGUGUGUGUCUUUGGGGAGUGGCUUAUCUGUGAAAUCCAGACACCCCCCACCCUUCUGGGGUUUUUUUUCUCUUGUGAUUCUCCGUUCACUUGAAAACUGCUGUCGCGUGGAAGUUGUGUGACAGUGUGCCUGUGCUGCAGAUCCACACACAUACACGCGCGCCCCUGGAACUCUCCACAGAUCCGUCUAUAUCGCUGUGAAAACCUCCAGAAACAAUGUGCACGUCUAUUAAGAUGGCUGGCUGUGCAGCUCACACUUGUGGAAUACUGCUGGAUUACUGCAGAAAGAUUUCUUUACUCCUCUGGGAUUAGAGACAGUGUUGCUGCUGAGCGUCUUCUCUGUGAACAGCUGCAGGUUUUAGUCCUUCACCACACUUUGCUGAGAUGUUUCCACAGUUCUAUAUCGUGAUUGAAGUGCUGAUUGCGAUUCUCUCCAUAUCCGGCAACAUACUGGUUUGCUGGGCUGUGGCCAUCAACUCCACUUUGAAGAACGCCACCAACUAUUUUCUGGUGUCUCUGGCUGUGGCGGAUAUUCUGGUCGGUUGCCUCGCCAUCCCCUUUGCCAUUACCAUCAGCGUCGGCAUAGUUCUGGACUUCUAUGGAUGUCUCUUCCUGGCCUGUUUUGUCCUGGUUCUGACCCAGAGCUCCAUCUUCAGUCUGCUGGCCAUUGCCAUCGACAGAUAUUUGGCAGUCAAAAUUCCUCUGAGGUACAAGGAGUUGAUGACAGGAAAGACUGCCAGAGAGAUCAUCACUAUUUUAUGGAUCCUCUCCUUUGUCAUUGGCCUCAUCCCCUUCUUUGGCUGGAACCUGAAGCAGUCCUUUUGUGCGAAAAUCAGGAGAGACAACACGUCAAACACUAGCCUCACGCAGGAACUGAGCGCUGGAGACAACACAAUAAGUUGUGAACGCCCGUGUUUUUUCGAGAGUGUUGUGGACAUGCACUACAUGGUCUACUUUAACUUCUUUGUCUGUGUGCUGGUGCCACUGCUUAUCAUGCUGGGCAUCUACAUGAAGAUCUUCACUGUGGCCAGGAAUCAGCUGAGGCAGAUCGAGCUCAAGUGUGUGGGGAACGGGGACAGCCAGAACCACGGGCUGCUGCAGAGGGAGAUCCGUGCUGCCAAAUCCCUCUCCAUUAUUGUGGGACUGUUCGCCGUCUGCUGGCUGCCGGUCCACAUCCUCAACUGCCUCACACUGUUUUACAAGCAGCUGCAUAAGCCGACGGUGGUCAUGUACGUGGCCAUUUUAAUGUCUCAUGCCAACUCCGCAGUCAACCCCAUCAUCUAUGCGUACCGCAUCCGGGACUUUAGGAACACCUUCCGCAAGAUCCUGGCCCAACACUUCCUUUGCCGCAGGGAGGAGCUGUACCUAAGCUCCAACGGCAGCAGACACAACAGAGACCAAAUCAACAUGACCAUCGACCCUCUGCUUUAGUUGUUCCGAGGAAGAACAUCAACAUCUGUGUCAACUCUGUUGUUUCACUCUUGAAUUUUAUUAUUACUGAGGUUUACAAUGUUUACAGAACAAGCGUGUGAUGGGCAAAGAUGGACUGAUGUCAAACGCGACUUGAACGUGGACAUUUAUUUAUGAAUUGUGCCAAGUAUUCAGGGGUCAAGCGGUGAACUGUUGAAUGGUGAGUCUUAUAUCACUUUGGUAUUGUGAAGGAUUUGUGUGUUUGUUUUUUUAAAUGAAGUAACUGGAUUUGUUGGACUGUGAAACAAAACAACCCUCCCUUAAAAUGCUACUUAUCAUUCUGAGUCCACCCUCUUGCAACUUCAAACACUUUACUUUUUCCCCCUGCUAUUUUAUAUUGUCAGCAUUCAGAAAUGAUGUUCAAUAGCUUAUUUAUUACAAGAGCUUGUCUUUAAGAAUGUAGAGAUUAAAAGACGUUGUGUGGCUAAAUCUGUACUCGCGGACCCAGAAAGGUACAACAGUAGUAGUCUACUUAUUCCUGACCUUCACAGGCUCUUAAUACAGAGAAUCUUUUAUAUGAUUAUGAAAGGUCAUUUGUUGUAUUUUCAUAUGUCUAUUCAAAAACUUUGCAUGGCAAAGAUGCCAGUGAUUGCAGUUUUCCCCCCACUGCUGCCUCCUUAAAACUACAUGUGCUGUAUGUGCAGAGAGACACGGUGCUCCAGAGGGAUCAAACAUGGCCUUUAUCUGAACUAGGGAAAAAUUAGAUUAAUACAAGAAUAAGCAAAUCCCAUGAAUCAUCUCUCAAAGUCUCAGGGGUCACAAAAUGUUCUUGUGACCUCUGUCGCCAAGACGAAACAGUUUUCUGUGACUCCAAGACAAACAGCCAUGGUUUUCUCCUUUGUUUUGCACCAACUCACGAUUGAAGACUGAAAUUUGAGAGCCCAAAACCUCCAGGCUUCUGGUACAAACGUUUAUAUUUGCUUACAUAACUCAAAACAAUCAUUCAGUUCACUGUUCAACUGUACAUGAAUGUCAUUGCCCCGAGGAGUCCCCUCCCCUCAGAGAGUCUCAGCUGGGAUCCCAAGGCUCUUCUCUGGCCUGUUUGUGCAGUCAGUUCUCCCUAAGCUGCUGACAUGACUGACUCAACUGAGGCAAGAGAGUUCUGUUGGGAAAACAAGUUUAAUUAAGGGCGAAACCUCAAAGACAAACUGCACUGAGGACUCAUAUGAAUCAAACCACUAAAAAUGGGAUACUCUUCACCCCUCAUGUCGAAUUGGCUCCAGAAAAGUAGACAUUACUUUUAAAGGUCCAGUGUUUAAUAUUUAGGUGAAACAAUCAUAUAAUACUUAUAUAUAUAUAAUGGCUUGGUGCUUGUUGUCGAAUAAGUCUUUUACAGUAUGUAAAGGCCUUGCUUUAUGGAACCACCAAGUUUCUACCAAUCAAUCUAUCUAUCAAUACUUCUUACAGCACUAUGCUCCUCCUCUCCUGCUCCGCUGAGUGCUGCAGCCGUGCUGUCACAUGACUCGGCGGCACCGAGCAGGCAGCUACAGUGACAGAGAGAAAGAGGCGAGACGUGUGAAGCCAUUGCUCAUCUGUGAAUGGAUAAAAUGGCGUGCGAAAAAGCCACUCACUACUGUUGUGACGCAGUCAUUUUCGCAGCUCUUCUGAACAGAACAUUGUUCUCCGGGAAUAAUUUUGCGAAUAAUAUUGUGCAAAUUUGGGCGAUAGGUGAUUCACUGCGGCACCGAGAGAGGGACAAGCAGAGAGAGAGAGAGA